AUGUCUUAAAAUAUAUUAAAAGACAUACUUGAACUGGUAUGAGUAAUAUACCACAUUUAUAAGUUAGAAGGACCCUCUUCAGACUCUUUCAAAGACUUGGAUGCCCAGCUGCUGUACAUCAAAGGUGCCAUACUCCAAAAUUUACAGAAUCAAGAUUAUCAGGAACUUGAGAAGUAAGUUUAAAAGUAUGAGAGUGAAAUCAGAAAACAUAUUAGAGUAAAUUCAUCAUUCUCAUCAUUAGACUGAACAACAAAUUAAACUCUAUUGUGAGCAACUCUAACAGCAAUUAGAACAAUUUCAAUAAAAUACUAUUAAUCAGAACCUCAUACACGUAUGACUUCAAAUUCAUUUAUUAGCAACUAAGGAAGGAAAUUGCCAUGUUAUAAGAGUAGAAAAAGCACCUACUUGAAGAGAAUACUUAUCUUAAAAAGAAGAUACAAGAAACUAAUGACACAUAGCAUCAAACCAUUUCUAGCAAAUAACCGCUAAAAUUAGUUGAUUUUAUUCGGAAACAAAAACUACCCUUUGACAAAGAAAGUUAUCUCAGUAAUACUAUUGACACCUGCUCAAUUUUAAAAAAAGAAUAGAUCAAAUUAAACUCAAAGACUAUCUCUCAAUAAAUAACUGAAUAGAAUUACGAUCAUUGCAGACAAUUCAUUAAUAAUUUCAAUAUUAUUUGCAACAAAUAAAGAAUUACAUCCAAUGCCUACAGAUAGAAGAAGAGUAUUAGCGAACACAAGCAAAUAAAACCUAAGUUAGAUUUAUCUUCUAUAAAUUGA
Molecule: messenger RNA, 779 nt
Organism: Paramecium octaurelia
Lineage: Eukaryota; Ciliophora; Oligohymenophorea; Peniculida; Parameciidae
Source: the annotation of a GenBank genome assembly